AUGAAUUUAGCUGAUUUUGGUGAAGAACAUUUAAAUGAUGGUACAUUCAAUCGUAUGCUUGAAGAUGUUGGUAUUGGUGAUGUUGGUUCAUUCUUAGAUCAAUUUCGUAAUGAAGCACAUAACGAAACUAAACGAAGUCGUCAAGUUGCAAGAGAUGAACCAGAUUAUGAUCUACCAAGAGUAGAUUCAACAUUUCAAAAUGCACAAAAAAUGUAUGCUUUGUAUAAACAAUUUGAUAGAAAUGGUGAUGGAAAAAUAACAGCUGAUGAUAUAGAAAAGUAUCUUCAACAAGCAGGUUUAGGUGGUGCUUCACCAUUCUUAGCAAAAGCAAUUUUUCAAACAGUCGAUCAAAAUCAUAAUGGUUCACUUGACUUUACUGAUUUAAUGGCUUUAGUUACUAUAUUAAAUAAAUUAUAUGGUCAAUAUGGCUAUUCUGCUCAAUAA
Molecule: messenger RNA, 444 nt
Organism: Rotaria sp. Silwood1
Lineage: Eukaryota; Metazoa; Rotifera; Eurotatoria; Philodinida; Philodinidae
Source: the annotation of a GenBank genome assembly